AUGAAUCGCUCUGCGCAAUUUUCGUCGUUCGUUCUCGGUGUGAAGCUGGUUACACCAUCAGGCGAGAUCAUGGAAAUUUCUGAAACACAGAAUGCAGAGUACUUGCCUACCAUUCGCUCCCAUAACGGCAUGCUCGGGGUCAUUUGCGAGGUUACGCUGCGGAUCUUCAAAAGCCAGCCACUCCAGGUCAGGUUCCAGACUGCAGAGAUUAGCUCAUUCCUGGAGAACUUUGGAGAGGAGUUGCAAGCCCUGAGAAAAUCCGAUCAGGUGUUUGGGAUGAUAUUCCCAAGCUCUGGGGAGCUGCUAUUCCAGCGCCGCAAGUUCGUCGACUCAGCGACGCCGAAGCUGGAAUCAAGGCAUGACAUUGCAAAGAAAAAUAUCCCUUCUCUGUUCAAGGACCUGUUUCUGCCUGUGGUGAAGAACAUCGCAGCUCUUCAACUUCCGGAUGUUGUGGCAGCACUACUUAACAAAGUCCUUAUCGAUCUGCCUCUUAGAUGGAUCCAUCACUGCAGAUACACCAUAGAUCCUUGCGAUCGUGGCAUUAUCUACGAUAAUGAUGACGCGAACUCCAGUUUUGACUGCCCGUCUUGA
Messenger RNA from Aspergillus mulundensis, 591 nucleotides. RefSeq lists its product as uncharacterized. Gene Ontology annotation, molecular function: flavin adenine dinucleotide binding. Lineage: Eukaryota; Fungi; Ascomycota; Eurotiomycetes; Eurotiales; Aspergillaceae. The record is from RefSeq and is a predicted model, not a curated record. The coding region runs from base 1 to 591 and encodes 196 amino acids. The transcript has a single exon.